Mytilus californianus (California mussel) is the source of this 1891-nucleotide messenger RNA. RefSeq lists its product as uncharacterized. Gene Ontology annotation, cellular component: membrane. Bases 133 to 1569 code for a protein of 478 amino acids. The record is from RefSeq and is a predicted model, not a curated record. NCBI's taxonomy places the organism in Eukaryota, Metazoa, Mollusca, Bivalvia, Mytilida, Mytilidae. The transcript is spliced from 9 exons.
CCUAUUGAAUCAUUAAUGAAGCCUGUUGGCUAAAAAAUUAUAUUGAACAUCUGUUUAAAGAUAAAAAUAUAAAUAAACCCUAUGUUUCACCCUUUGAAGUUUUUGUUUUAUUUUUUUUAAGUAACAGGAAUUAUGAGUGCUAAACCAAAUAAUGUUAAUUUAAGUGAUAUUAAUGUUGGAUUUAGUUCUGUUAACAGAGAAACGGAUGAUCAUGUUAACAAUCAACCAAGAAAUGAAAGAAUCGAGUUGAACAGCAAGGCAAAUAAGUGUGAAAAGAAAGAUCAACACUUAUAUACUGACUUGACUGUCGGCAGUUAUGCUAACACGAGUUACUUAGCUAAUGAAGACUGUGCAAAUGGUAACGAAACCGAGCAGCAGAGGUCUCAUAACGGAAGUUCCCAAAACGGAAUGCAUGUAGGCGAAAUUAUCUUCAAAGAUGAAAACUAUUCCACGGAAUCAAACUCAAAACUUGACUGUCUCAAAAAAUCAACAUGUUACAGACAUUUGCUUAGAAUAGUUAAGGACCGUUGGAAAUUGUGUAUUGCUGUACUGGCAUUAAUAUCUAUUAUUUUAUUUAUCAUUAUAAUUAUUUUGAUCUCUGUUCUUCAGUCGUCAACACAUAAAGAUGGAGGACUUGAAUUUAAAAUCAUUUGUGAAUAUGAUGUAUGCGCCAACAAUGGAACCUGUUCUGAAACCCAGACCGACUUUAAAUGUAAAUGCUUGGAAGGUUAUUAUGGAAACUUAUGCGAACAUUCGCUAUGCAGUAAUGUUAUUUGCUAUAAUAGAGGUUUCUGUACAGUUAAUGGUUCUGUUGGAGAAUGUAGGUGUCCUCCUGGGUUUUAUGGACCAUCCUGUGAAGGAACACCUUGUACGAACAUCAAGUGUGAAAAUAGAGGAGUUUGUCAUGCAGUCAACGGGAAAUUUAACUGCUCCUGUCCUGGUGGUACCAGAGGAAAAUAUUGCGAAUAUACACCUUGCAAUAGACCCGAGGUCCGCUGUCUAAAUGGAGGUUCAUGCGUAUUCUCAUCAAACAUUUCUACAUGUGCGUGUAGCGAUCAGUUCUUCGGUGAAGCUUGUGAGAAAUAUUGUCAAUACGGAGCACAGUACUACAGUUGCACAUUCGAAGAAAAUGACGACGGUUGCUUUCUACAAGAUGCUUUAUCAGAUAAUUUCAACUGGACCAGAAAUACGGAUUUAACGCCAAGUAAAUAUACAGGUCCAUCAGCUGCCUAUGAAGGGACGUAUUAUCUUUACAUAGAAGCAUCUCCUCCGGUGCAGGAACAUCACGUUGCCAGGUUAAUAUCGAGACAAUCUUUUUCAACAUGCUUACGAUGUCUAAAGUUUAGCUACCAUAUGUAUGGUACAGCAGUAGGAUCUCUUAAUAUUUACCAUGGAGAUCAGAAGUUGUGGACACAAUCUGGUAGUCACGGAGAUAUGUGGAAUACAUUAUCACUUGAAGUAGAUGGCGCAAUUGACAAACGUAUCAUAUUUGAAGCAGUUCGUGGAAGCGGUGUAACAGGCGAUAUAGCUAUAGAUGAUAUACACUUUAGUCCAGGAGGUUGCAAAUAAACUCUCAUGCUAAUUCAAAUACCUGUUAUUUCCUGUUCAGUUGUUUAUUGAAAUCAACACACUUUAUUAUAAUAAGAUUGAAUAUAGCUUCAUCGGGCAACGAAUUACAUAAUUUGUACAGAUGCCUCCAUAAUCGAUUAUUGUUAACUCCUUUAUUAAGAAUUGAUAAUUUGGUUGAAUGACAAAGUCAAAGAAGAAAGAGCUUAUCUUCGUCAUUUGGUCUAUGGUGGAUAGUUGUCUUAUUGGCAAUAUAAUCAAGUUUUUUUUUCAGUCUACACAAUUCUAUACAAAACAAAUUAAAGAAGGUAUACACACAAUUUAA